AUGAAGUUCACCCAGGUCAGCCUGGUCACCGCACCGCUCAUUCUCACGGCUUCCGCCGCUGAGCAGAACCUUCACAUGGUCUCUGAGCGCGACCUCGUCAACUCCAAUUCCGCCAUCACCGUCUGGAACAACGAGCAGACCGAGGUCCUGGGCAAGUCUUGCACCAACUCUCUCGCCGAUGGUGCCUUUGCCAAGCACGCCAUCUCAUUCUUUGUCAGCGAGAAUGGCGCUGGCAACGUCACAAACGAACUCAUUGUCAACUGCGUCGUUCCUGUCAAGGGACUUGGUGCGGACCUCAAGCCUCUCGCUAAGCGCUCUCUACGCGAGUGCUUUCCAGAUGGGCCUCUUGAAGUCGCCAAGGCCAUGGACAUCUUUGAGGGCAAGGUCGAUGGGGAGAUCCCUUCCGACGUCCCGAGCAAAGUUCCUAAGCUUUCUCAGAAGGAGAUUGACGAUGCGGUCAAGAAGGCCGGGCUCUCGAAGCGACAGUGUGGCCAAUGGUUUACCCGAACCCGUCCAGUCGGCAACGGCAAUCCGCACCAGAAUCCAUUGCAUAUCCAGCUCAGCGAAGGCAUUGAAUGCAACCCCAGUAGACAAUGCACUGCGGGCAGAAGCGAAUCCCGGUCCUUUUCGAUUGGCUGGACAGCCAACGCGGCUGUCUCAUGGAUCAGCGCCGGUUUCAGCGUUGUCCAGACUAUCGAAACUGGUGCCAGUUACGAGUGUUGGGGAAAUCCUGGCGACUAUCUUGCCGUUUGGAAGAAGCAGGGCCAGACGGCCUAUACUGUCCAGCAGGGUAUCUACAGCCCCUGUACCAGUUCCUGGCAGUCCGUCGGCGGGCAUGUUAUUAUCUGGUCACCCAAUGACCAGAACAAGAGGGGCAACUAUUACUGCGUGUAUGGACGCCAGUAUGUUCGCAAUAUUGGUGAUAGGUGGCUUGAUACCUCGGCUGGCGAGCCUGGAGGUCCCUAG
Fusarium sp. VM40 is the source of this 966-nucleotide messenger RNA. NCBI's taxonomy places the organism in Eukaryota, Fungi, Ascomycota, Sordariomycetes, Hypocreales, Nectriaceae. The record is from the annotation of a GenBank genome assembly.